Molecule: messenger RNA, 2301 nt
Organism: Micropterus dolomieu (smallmouth bass)
Lineage: Eukaryota; Metazoa; Chordata; Actinopteri; Centrarchiformes; Centrarchidae
Gene: suclg2
Product: succinate-CoA ligase GDP-forming subunit beta
Exons: 11
Coding region: 42-1337 (431 amino acids)
Biological process (GO): succinyl-CoA metabolic process; tricarboxylic acid cycle
Cellular component (GO): succinate-CoA ligase complex; mitochondrion
Molecular function (GO): metal ion binding; ATP binding; succinate-CoA ligase (GDP-forming) activity
Source: RefSeq, a predicted model, not a curated record
CAUGCUCCCGACGUCACCUCUCUGUGGUCUUCCGUGUCAAGAUGGCGGCAUCCAUGGCAUCCCAGGCUGCAGCAAGAGGACUGAGGACAGCAACCUCAAAGCACAUACUUCUGGACAAAGUGAAGUGCACCUGGUUGAGUCCCAGGAGGUGGCUGAAUCUGCAAGAGUACCAGAGCAAGAAGCUGAUGCAAGAGAGUGGCGUGGCUGUCCAACGAUUCUAUGUGGCCGACACAGCUUCUGAGGCCCUGGAGGCUGCGAAGAGACUCAAUGCCAAGGAGAUCGUGCUGAAAGCUCAGAUUCUGGCCGGUGGCAGAGGCAAGGGUGUGUUUGACAGUGGCCUUAAAGGUGGAGUGCACUUAACAAAGGACCCUGCUGUGGUUGGUGAACUGGCUAAUAAGAUGCUGGGUUUCAACCUGACUACCAAACAGACACCGAAAGAUGGAGUGAAAGUGAAAACGGUGAUGGUUGCUGAGGCCCUGGACAUUAGCAGGGAGACAUACUUUGCCAUUCUGAUGGACCGCUCCUGUAAUGGUCCUGUCAUGGUAGGAAGCCCCCAGGGAGGUAUGGAUAUUGAGGAGGUAGCCGCCAGCACCCCAGAACUCAUCUUUAAGGAAGUCAUAGAUAUAUUUGAAGGUGUGCGAGACGACCAGGCACUUCGCAUGGCAGCUAAUUUGGGUUUCAAAGAAGCGCUGCAGAGACAGGCAGCAGAUCAGAUUAAGAAGCUCUAUGAUCUGUUUCUGAAAGUCGACGCCACUCAAGUCGAAGUCAAUCCUCUCGGAGAGACUCCUGAAGGACAAGUGGUUUGCUUUGAUGCGAAGAUCAACUUUGAUGACAACGCUGAGUUCCGUCAGAAAGCUGUGUUUGCCUUGGACGACAUGACUGAGAGCGACCCCACAGAGAUGGAGGCAGCCAAGUGGGACCUCAAAUAUAUCGGACUGGACGGAAACAUUGCCUGCUUUGUGAAUGGAGCCGGUUUGGCGAUGGCCACAUGUGACAUCAUUGACCUGCAUGGAGGAAAGCCAGCUAACUUCCUGGACCUUGGGGGAGGAGUCAAAGAAAGGCAGGUGUACGAGGCCUUUAAGCUGCUCAGUGCUGACCCUAAGGUUGAGGCCAUCCUGGUCAACAUCUUUGGUGGGAUCGUUAACUGUGCCAUCAUUGCCAACGGCAUCACCAAGGCCUGUCGAGAGCUGGAGCUGAAGGUGCCGCUGGUGGUCAGGCUUGAGGGGACCAACGUCCAUGAGGCCAAGAGGAUCCUGAGCGAAAGCGGCCUGCCCAUCACAGCGGCAGACAACCUGGAUGACGCUGCCAAGAAAGCAGUGGCCGCCAUCAAGAAGUAGAAAACUACCAAUGUAACCUAAAUACACUCUGUCCACCCAUCACCUACAUUCACAACAGCCUCAGAUCAUCACCGUUAGCCUUUUUCUACACAUGCAAACCUCCAGGACUGUUUGUUUCAACACUGGCUUCCAGAUAAUACCAGAUAAUACUAUUGCUAACUGAGCAUCUAUUUCACAGGUUUUGAGGUGCUGUAUCACUUAUACUCACUUCCCCUGUGUAGCGCAAAUUAGCUUUGAUUUGUUUUUCUCUAUUAAGUGCAUAUUAAUUUGGAUGAAUCACUCUCAGGAUUGUUAUUAUUUUAAAUCAUGAAAGCCGAUAAUCUUGUCAUGGAAUAUUAUAAAGCUCUAGUGACCUUUGUCAGAAAUUGGACAGAGCCCCAAAACAUUGUGCAUUCCAUUUUCCAAGGCAAAAUAGGUGGCUUUCUCUCUGCCUGUUGUGACAUUUGUAUGGAAUAUUAGUUAGAGACAUCUCCUCCAGCCUUGGCUUAAGGCACAGCGUGACUGAAACGUGGGCUGUGAAAACAUUUGAUGGCUAAAACGAAAGGCAGCAUUACAGCGAGCUGUAAACUUUGCAUCAGUCAGUCUGUUUUUUUAGUGACUUAAUUGUCCAAGUUAAUGCAAAUCCAUUAUUUCAUUCGAUGCCUUAUCUGUGUCUCAAAUGAGUUGGGUGACGUACCCACACUGUGAAUUUUGUACAUCAUGUCUUAAACGUCUGUUUAUCAUUAACAGUGUGUUGCCUGCUUAAAUCUGUGCCUAUUUCAUGAAGGCAAAAGGGUUUUGGAACCUAUCUUGCCAACUCUUUGAGCCCCAGCACUACUUUCAUACAGAGGUGUUCAGAAAACAACAUCAAAAAAACAAUUGUACUUAGCUUUUUUAUAAUCAUGAAAUGUAUAUUGACAGGAUAUCUUGAAUACAGUGUGAAAACAGUGUAUAUAAUUUCGGAGAUUAAAAGCAAAUAUUUCAA